CUCUCUCUCCCUUUCUCCUGUCUCCCUUUCUCCUUCUCUCUUUCUCUCUGUUUCUCCUUCUGUCCCCCCCUCCUUCUGUCUCUCUCUCCCUCCCUCUCCUUCUGUUCCCCCCUCUCUCUCCUUAUCCUUCUGUCUCAGUCUCUUUCUCCUCCCCCUCUCUCUUUCUCCUUCUGUCUCUCUCUCCUUCUGUCUCUCUCUCUCUGUCUCCCUCUUUCUCUUUCUGUCUCUCUCCCCCUUUCUCCUUCUGUCUCUCUCUCCCUUUGUCCUUCUGUCUCUCUCUCUCUCUCUCUUUCUCCUUCUGUCUCUCUCAAUCUCUGGCUGAUGGAAGGAGGAGUGAGACAAGGUGACUGGCACCUGGGUGUACUGUCCCUCCCUCCGUCCCUCUGGCUGAUGCCAGUAACUGGAGUUGGAGACAGCGGUGGAGUUGGGUAUUGGUGCCGGAGGAAAGAGUGAUCGGGGGAGAGAUCCGGGGAAAGGUGGGGAGGGAGAGGGAGGAUCUGGUGGUGCCGUGCCCCAGGUCUGGGCAGCUCACUGAACCCACUGAGCCUCCUGUAACCCAGUGCUUCCUGAUCGAUGGGAGUGAGCGAGUUCCCAGACAGCAGGGUAAAGGCGAUCCUCACGAUAAUGCGCAGGUCUCCUGAUGUGAGUCCCCGCAGAUUGUCAGAUGUCAGCCCCCAGCUCCGCCAGCUCAAAUACCUGGUCGUGGAUGAAUGCAUCAAGGAGGAUCUGAAAGCAUCUAGAUCAUUUGAGGAUUUGAGCAGUAUCUCCUCGGCUGGCCUCAGUUCCAUUGAGGAACGUAUCCUUAGGAUCACUGGUUAUUAUGGUUACCAACCCUGGUCUCUCCGUUUCCCCAGAGAUGAGUGCCCGGCAGAAGCAAGUGGGAGCAGAGUUGGUGCGAGGGCAUCCCGGACAGAAGCGGAUACGCAGGCAGAGCCCAGAGGAGGAGGAGGAGGGCGGCGUCUGAGGCGUAGAACAGGACCAGCUUGUUGCCAGCAGCGGCACUGCUCUGUCAGGCAGCUGAAGAAGGCCCUGUGGGCCUCAGCGGUGGUCCUCAGUAUCUGCUCAUCCUGGGCAGGCAACAACCAGCUUGCUCAAAUCACCUUCAGGAUUUUUGACGCCCCCUUUGCUGUCACCUGGUUUGCCACCAUCUGGAACAUCCUCUUCUUCCCAUUAUACUAUGCCGGCCACUUCUGGAGUUCAGAGGAGAAACAAUCACCACGGCAAAGAUUCCGGGAAUGCUGGAGGUUUUUUGGGGAUGAUGGUUUGACCAUCAAACUGUUCUUCAGCAGGAUGGCCCCAUUCUGCGUCCUGUGGACUUUAACAAAUUACCUAUACUUCCUGGCCCUAAAGAAAAUCAGUGCGACGGAUGCGUCUGCUCUGUUCUGCUGCAACAAGGCUUUUGUUUUCCUGCUUUCCUGGAUAGUUCUGCGGGACAAGUUCAUGGGUGUUAGGAUAGUGGCUGCCAUCUUUGCCAUUGCGGGCAUAGUGAUGAUAACCUACGCUGACGGUUUUCACAGUCACUCUGUCAUUGGAAUCACUCUGGUUGUAGCCUCAGCAUCCAUGUCAGCUCUUUACAAGGUCUUGUUUAAGAUGCUCCUGGGCAGUGCCAAGUACGGUGAAGCAGCUUUGUUCCUUUCGGUGCUGGGACUUUUCAAUGUCACCUUCGUCACUUUUGUUCCGGUGGCCCUUUACUUUACUGGCGUUGAGCACUGGACCCCGUUCAGCUUCAUUCCCUGGGAGAAACUGUGCGGGAUGGCGACUCUCUUGCUGUCCUUUAACAUCCUGAUGAAUUUUGGGAUUGCUGUCACAUCACCAACUCUGAUCUCGGUGGGCGUAGUCCUGAGUGUCCCUGUAAAUGCUGUGGCUGAUGCCUACUGCAGUGACAUUGUGUUCAACGGUGUGCGGGUAAUCGCUGUCCUGAUCAUCUGCCUGGGCUUUCUUCUGCUGCUGCUGCCCGAGGAAUGGGACCAAAUAGCAAUGGACUUCCUGUCCCACUUCAAGGUCAGGAAGAAGGAAGAGGCUGUCGACGAGCAGGGAGAGGCUGGCUUUGUGGGACAGAGCCGAAACAAGGGCUCACGGACCUCCACUGCUACGUUUGCACAUUCAUUCUAGCCAGCGGCUUGGAGAUUACAACAAAACUCUGAAUGAUGAAAGGCAGUUGGUGACAGACACAAUGAACUCAUGUUCCUUAUGCGGGUCUGUCUGGUAGGACCAUUGUAACAUGUUGGACAUGUCUGGUCACUUGCAUUUCUCGGGAUCCAGUCACAGGCUCAUUGGUCACUGGAGAGGGGAGGGUUAAUGGACACCACUGAAGGAGAAGAAUGAGGCAAAGCAGCCCAACUUCUGACUUUGUUUUGUUACUGCCCAGGUAUCCAGACGGAGAGUGUUUGGCGGCAGGGGUGGUCAAGGGAGGGUGAACUGAUCUCAGGAUGGGGUGAGUAUGGUGGACUGGCUUUUCUCUCUUACACCCAGCCCAA
Molecule: messenger RNA, 2477 nt
Organism: Stegostoma tigrinum
Lineage: Eukaryota; Metazoa; Chordata; Chondrichthyes; Orectolobiformes; Stegostomatidae
Gene: slc35f3b
Product: solute carrier family 35 member F3b
Exons: 8
Coding region: 574-2112 (512 amino acids)
Cellular component (GO): membrane
Source: RefSeq, a predicted model, not a curated record